Molecule: messenger RNA, 607 nt
Organism: Caenorhabditis angaria
Lineage: Eukaryota; Metazoa; Nematoda; Chromadorea; Rhabditida; Rhabditidae
Source: the annotation of a GenBank genome assembly
AUGUCAGAUAUUAUACAUCAGAUAAUUACAAUACUCUGUUCAUUCAUCUUAUUUCUAGGUAAGUUCGGACCAUAAAAAUUGGACAAGAUUAAAGUUUUCUCCCGUCAAUUCCUAGUAAUAUAUCCAAACAAUCUCAAAUUUAAUUUCAGUUAUGUCUCUAACUUGUUCUCGCAAAUCAUCAACUCGAGAACAAGCAAAACCUCGUGGAAAUAGAUAUCUAGAAGGAAUUCAAAGUCCAGAUUGUUGUGAUAAGAAAUUGAAAAAUACACCGUGUAUGCCGUGUAAGAAUGAACCAAAAAGACCAGGAAAAAUGUCGAUUUCGAUGAAGAAGAUCAAAUCGAAAAAGGUCCAACAUACAGAAGUUCCCCACGAAAACAAGACAAUUGUUUGCCCGAAUCAAAGACCUGGUUAUUCGAAAAGUACAAUUGCAAUUCAAGAAGCUGCGUUGUCACAGAUUUUCAAUAAUACAACAAAUACAUCAGAAUCUGAUCGGGCAAAUGAGAAUGUUGAAAAGAAAGCGGAGAAAAAUGAGGCGAAAAGGGGGGAAUCAAAAGAUGAGGAAUUAUUAGAUUUGAAAGAUACUCAAUCGCCUCCAAGAAGUGAAUAG